GCACUUCCUUGUACGAUGUCAUUGAAUCCCCGCCCUGUUAUUAACGAAUCAAACCGUGUAGGGGGUGUGUGUGUGAAGGUGUAUUUAAAGAGCGCGAGCGCUUUGUGCCGACCGCGCAAACGAGCGGGCUGUCGGAGCAUCACCGCCUGCAGGAGCGAGCAGGUGCGGCGCAUGCGCAAAGGGAUGAACGUAGAUGGGGACUGCAGCAUGUCAGUCAACUGCGGCAAUGGCAAGCUCCGGCAGUGGCUCAUCGAGCAGAUCGACAGCGGCGAGUACCCGGGCCUGGUGUGGGAGAACGAGGAGAAAUCCAUUUUCAGGAUCCCGUGGAAGCACGCGGGAAAGCAGGACUACAAUCGAGACGAAGACGCGGCACUGUUCAAGGCCUGGGCUCUGUUUAAGGGGAAGUACAGGGAAGGUGUGGACAAGCCGGACCCCCCGACGUGGAAGACGAGACUCCGCUGCGCCCUCAACAAGAGCAACGACUUCGAUGAACUUGUGGACAGAAGCCAGCUGGACAUAUCAGACCCUUAUAAAGUCUAUAGGAUCAUCCCUGAGGGAGCGAAGAGAGGCUCCAAGGCCAGCAGCAUCGAGGACAACUCGACACACGUGCCGUCUCUCGGUUACAUGCACCCCCCUUAUCCUCCUAUCCAGCCUCAGAUGCCUAGCUACAUGCUGGCGCAGGACAGGAGAGACUGGAGAGACUUCGCUCCCGAGCAGCCGCACCACCCGCCACCUCACGCAGAGAUACCGUACAGUCCGUAUCCGUCCCGGCCGCUGCAGUGGCACACGCAAACCUGCGACAACGGGUACCAGAUAUCCGGAUCCUUCUACACGUACACCCAUUCAGAGUCGCAUCCCGUGUCCGUGGACCCGAGUAUGAGAUCCGCAGAGACCAUGGCUCUCUCUGACUUCCGCCUGCACGUGUCACUGUACUACCGCGAAUCUCUGGUAAAAGAGGUCACCACCACCAGUCCUGAAGGUUGCCGGAUCUCGUCCUCACCCUCCCCGUCCUCUCCGUCCUCCCCGUCGUCCCCGUGUGUAGAGGAGAGGCCAUUCGGCCAUCCCGAACCCGUGCUCUUCCCGUUCCCGUACCCUCAGUCUCAGCGGCGCGGUGCUGAUAAGCUUCCCAACGUGCUGGAGCGUGGCGUGCUGCUCUGGCUCACGCCUGAUGGACUCUAUGCCAAGCGCCUGUGCCAGGGCAGGGUGUACUGGCAAGGACCGCUAGCGCCGUACUCGGACAAACCCAACAAGCUGGAGAAGGAGCAGACCUGCAAGCUCCUGGACACGCAGCACUUCCUGUCAGAGUUGCAGGGUUACAUCCAUAACGGACGUCCAAUGCCCAGGUACCAGGUGGUGCUCUGCUUUGGAGAUGAAUAUCCAGAUCCUCAGCGACAGAGCAAGAUGAUCACAGCUCAGGUGGAGCCGAUGUUUGCCAGACAGUUGGUGUACUACGCUGGUCAGACCAACGGGCAUUACCUGCGGGGAUACGAGCUGCCCACUCAGGGAUCCCUGCCCGUGGAGGAGUAUCCGAGGAGUCUGCAGCACAUGCAGGAGUGACGUCAUGGCCUGAACGGCCUGAAACAAACUUAUCCAUGGACGCUCAUUUCCCCCCAAAAUUCCACGCUGUUUCACAUCUGCAAAAACGCCUUCCAGACCCAGCGGGCAGGAGGAGACGAGACGGGGCGGUAACGAUAUGUCACAGACGCCCGUCUACCUCCAACAGACUCGUGAACAGUAAACUCAAAGCUGUGCGCCAAAAAGGCAUGAAUUGUAAUACUGAGCAACUGUUCGAUAUACAGUAUAAAUAUGCAUUCCAAACUCUCAAAUACUGUCCUUGGUAACUUUUGUUUUUAUUUUUAUUGGAAAUUCAUAUUACUUUUAUACUUUGUGUAGAAUGUUCAUCUAAUUUCACUUUUUUUCCCUUUGAAAAAUCAGCUGCCUGUUCUUUGCAAUCGAAAAACCGAGCUAAAAUGCUUCCUGUUUACAACUUGAUCAGUCGUCUAUUUAUAUUUGUACUGUAUAUUGUGUAUGAUGUGUGUGUGUGUGUGUGUGUGUGUGUGUGUGUGUGUGUGUGUGUGUGUGGUGUGUGUGUGUGGUGUGAAUUCUGCAGGCGUCUAAUCUUGAAUGUAAUUCUUUUUCCUUGAAUGAAGUCUCUGUUGAAGUCCCCAAUACUAAGAAAUUGAGCUUCAAGACUUACUGUUAUUCACAAGCCUGAACCUUUAAUCAGAGACAGCCAUCUUUUUCUGGUGCUCAGCAUGUAUAUGUGUGUGUGUGUGUGUGUGUGGUAGACUUUGUACUUAUGGGAAACUGUCACAUGCAGGUUACUGGCCACAAUGUUGUACACAUCGAUGUAGAAUGGUGUAGAAAGGUCGAGAGAAGAGGUGAGGGGAAAGACAACAGUGUCACUAUUUUUCUACUUUUCUCUCUUUAAAAAAACAAAACAAAACAAAAAAACAGGAAAGAUUUGUGAAGCUGUAUUUUUUUACCCUGUUAUUAUUAAUACUUUUCUAUAAUCAUACAACAAAUCAAAAUAAAGAUUUCUCUUUUUCAUAA
Molecule: messenger RNA, 2553 nt
Organism: Ictalurus punctatus (channel catfish)
Lineage: Eukaryota; Metazoa; Chordata; Actinopteri; Siluriformes; Ictaluridae
Gene: irf4a
Product: interferon regulatory factor 4a
Exons: 9
Coding region: 16-1557 (513 amino acids)
Biological process (GO): regulation of transcription by RNA polymerase II; immune system process
Cellular component (GO): nucleus
Molecular function (GO): protein binding; DNA-binding transcription factor activity, RNA polymerase II-specific; RNA polymerase II cis-regulatory region sequence-specific DNA binding
Source: RefSeq, a predicted model, not a curated record